ACCUCGAAGGGGGGUGAGCCACGUUACUUCUCGCGCCGCCGUGAGGGCCCAAGCUGGUUAGAUAGGCCGCGGCUGAGCCGGGAUGGCGGUGGCGGUGCGGGCCUUGCAGGAGCAGCUCGAGAAGGCCAAGGAGAGCCUCAAGCACGUUGACGAGAACAUCCGGAAGCUCACGGGGCGGGACCCCAACGAUGUGCGGCCUGCUCAAGGUAGAUUGCUGACCAUCACAGGCCCAGGUGGAGGUAGGGGGCGUGGAAGUAUCUUGCUGAGGCGUGGAUUCUCGGAUAGUGGAGGAGGACCCCCGAAACAGAGGGAUCUAGAAGGGGCGACCAAUAGUGGGUUGAGAAUUAGCUGGGGAACGUCGGACAGGAGAGAAUCACGCCAUGAAAGCGACGCAGAGGAUGAUGAUGUUAAAAAACCAGCGUUGCAGUCUUCUGUUUGCUACCUCCAAAGAGCGAACACGUCGAGACCUUAUUCAGAUCAAAACAUGGAUAAAAGGGAAACAAAGUCUAUUAGUAAAUUGGAUCUCUGGUCAUUUCCUGUGUGUUCUCAUUCUUCAGCACUGUUUGAAAAUAGGCGCAUUGAAUUUGCUGAGCAAAUUAACAAAAUGGAAGCCAGACCCAGACGGCAAUCUAUGAAAGAAAAAGAACACCAGGAGGUGAAGAAAGAAGAAAAGAAGGAAGAGCAGAAGAAGGAGCAGGAAGUGGGUAAGGUGGUUCAGCAGGUGGAAGAAAUGGAGACAGGUAAUCAGAGCAAUGAUGUAGAAAUGGAAGAAACAGGAGAGGAAAAGGAGGUAGGUGCUAGUCAUAGUGAUGGGGAGAUAGAACAGGAAGAGGAGGAACCAAAAGAGGAAGUGGAGGUUAAAGCAGAAGAGGGAGUAGAGGUUAAAGAGAAUGAUAGGCAGCAAGAUAAUCAGGAGGAGGAUAUUGUGUUAGUAAAAGAAGACAGUGAAAACGUUCUGCCAAUAGAUGGAGAGCAGGAUGUUAUGGAAACUAAUGAGGCAGAUCAUGCAGAGCCAGUAGAAAAUGAGAAUAGCAAAGAAGUAAUAGAAAUGGAAUGUAAUCCUCAACCAGAACAGGAGGGGCCUGUUGCUGCCCUGGAGAAAGAGGAAGCCAGCAAGCCAGAAGUUGAAGCAGAGGAGGAAGAAGAGAAGGAGCCUGAAUCCACCCUGGUAUUGGAGGCUGAUGCUCAGCCUCUCUCAGAGUCUGUGCUUCAACCACCACCUCCACCACUAUUGCAAUCUACUCAAGAUCAAGAGCCUCAGGUAGACAAAGAAGGAUCUGUAGUGCCUGAAAAGCUGCCGGAAAUUCAGGCAGACCAAGUCCAGGCAGUAACAGUUGAAAACAAGAACAAGGUUAGGAGCAGAAGCAGAGGUAGAGCAAGGAACAAAACCAGCAAGAGUCGAAGUCGGAGUACUAGCAGCAGUACUAGCAGUACUAGCUCUACAAGCAGUAGUAGUGGCAGCAGUUCAAGCAGUGGCAGCAGUAGUAGCCGGAGUAGUUCCAGCAGCAGCAGCAGCACUAGUGGAACUAGUAGUCGAGAAAGUAGCAGUAGUUCUAGUAGCAGUGAGAGCAGAAGUCGAAGCAGGGGGCGUGGGCACAAUAGGGAUAGAAAGCGCAGGAGGAGUUUGGAUCGCAAGCGAAGAGAUAAUUCAGGAGUAGACAGGAGUCACAAGUCAUCAAAAGGUAGCAGCAGAGAUGCAAAAGGAUCCAAGGAUAAAAGUUCAAGGUCGGACAGAAAGAGGUCUAUAUCAGAAAGUAGUCGGUCAGGCAAAAGAACUUCCAGGAGCGAAAGAGACCGUAAAUCAGACAGGAAAGACAAAAGGCGUUGACAGAAGAGACCAGGCUCCCUAGCCUAAUCUUUGCAGCAGAAGAUUACUUAAGAGAAAGGAUUCCAUAUAAGGAAGAAAAGGCUGCCUUAAUUGCAUGCUGUAUAAAUUUUUUUGGAGAAAUGUAGACUCUUUACCAGGCAACUAUUGUGCUUUUUACAUGAUUUUGUAAAAGGUUACCUAUCAGAUUAUGUGAAGAUGCAGAUGUGUACAAAUAAAAGGAUUGACAACUCCUUCAUCUUUUUAAAUAUCCUCUACUUAAGAGUUUCUGUAUAUUUUAAUAUACAUCAUUACAUUUAUGUGAUUCAAGUCUGUAUCAUAAGUCUUUUUUUGUAGAAAUAAAUGUUCAUUUUACAGAGAUUGAGACGCUCCUGUUGCCAUGUUAUCUUCCAUAGAAAUGUCCUUACUUUUAUUGACAUAUUUCAUGCAGAAUUGUUAAUCUGCCUUUAACUCUUCCCUUCCAGUUGCUAAAAAAGAAAGUAAAUUCUCACAUCCCCUGAAGGAGCACAUAUCUGUGCAUAACUAAUGUUUUCUUUUCUUUGCUCUCACUUUACUUUGUUUCUGGCUUUUACUAAUGUUCCUUGGUGAACUAACAUCCCACGUGUGGGAGCAAAACAGGUAUAUUGGCCAUUUCUAAUUAUUUGGGCAUCAAAAAUCUGUUUUGAAAGCCCUGUAGUUAUUUGUACAAACAUUGCCUUUCUCCUUUAUGCUAGGGUGAUGUUUAGAAAGUUAUUUUCAUCUUGCAUUCCCAUUAAUUUUUGUGCUUUGCUAUACUGUAUAGUGGAAGGAGGCAUAAACUGCAUUAUUGGUGGCCACAGACUAAAUCUUCAAAUGCCAUUAACAGUGGAUUACACAAUUAAAUUAAUCUUGGACUAACAUGUAUGUUGUGUUUAAGAAUAUCUGUUCAAUGGGGAUACUGAACUCAGAGUUGGAAUUCUGUAACAGCUAAAGCAAAUAGAUGGCAAUGUAGCUAGUAUUAAAAGGUGACUUGCUGUUUUUAAACUUUCUAUAAAAAUGUAUACAUUGGUCUGUUCUGUGAAAGUCCAAAUAAAGGUAGCUUUAUAUACUA
Messenger RNA from Sceloporus undulatus (fence lizard), 2894 nucleotides. RefSeq names its product pinin, desmosome associated protein (gene PNN). Gene Ontology annotation, cellular component: catalytic step 2 spliceosome. The record is from RefSeq and is a predicted model, not a curated record. Lineage: Eukaryota; Metazoa; Chordata; Lepidosauria; Squamata; Phrynosomatidae.